AUGGCUCUCUUGUUCUCGUCUUCCGUCAACACAUACUCGCCCUCUUUCAGCUACGAAUACAGUAACCGCAUCCAGUACGAUUCAGCAGCCAUGGCAUCAGUAAACCCAAACACACCAGACAAAGUUAAGACCAAAAUCUUAAUCAUUUCAGACACCCAUGGCUUAACAUUCCCAACAGCUCUACAUCCAGACGAAGCAGUCGAUGUAGCUAUCCACUGUGGUGACUUGACGCAUCACUCCACACUCGCGGAAUUCAAGAACACAUUAUCUCUCAUGGAGUCACUCAAUGCUGACUUGAAGCUAUUCAUUGCUGGAAACCACGAUUUUUUACUUGACCAUGCCGCGUUCCAAGACAAGAUCGCAGAGACCAAGUCGCUUUCUCGCGGUGUUAUCCUUGACACGCUCUUCGGCCGUGACUUUGGUGCUAGAGGUGAAGCGCUCAAUAUGCUACGCCAUACUACCGCGCCGAACCUCUUCUUUCUUGAAGAAGGAAACUAUAAGUUUCGCUUAAAGAAUGGGGCAUUAUUAAAAGUCUAUGCAACUCCAUAUACACCUGGUACUGAUGCUGGGUGGGGUUUCCAGUAUCAUGGUGACCACGACUUCUCUAUUAACGGGCGACCUGAUGUAGUGAUAUCACAUGGACCGCCACUUGGAAUUCUCGAUAGAGACAGAGAUACCCCAAAGAGGCUCGGUUGCCCACUUCUAUUUGAAGCUGUAGCAAAGGCUCAGCCAAAGAUCCACUGCUUCGGACAUAUCCACAACUCGUGGGGAGCAAAAUUUGUAACAUGGAAACCAACAAUAUCUGAGUGGCCAUCCCACUUUACAGAUAUUGAGCAUAGCAAGUCACAUACGCUAGCAACCUUAGCGACGGAGCAAAAUGGGGUUCAUGCUAGUAGCCACUGCGCAGAGAAUGACUACCCUGUUGGCGAUGGAUCAACGCUAUUUGUGAAUGCUGCUAAUACGGAUGAUGAACGACUUUCACAGAUGGCGCAAAUUAUAGACAUUGAAUUGGACAUGGUUCGCCAGGAUAGUCGCUAA
Molecule: messenger RNA, 1038 nt
Organism: [Torrubiella] hemipterigena
Lineage: Eukaryota; Fungi; Ascomycota; Sordariomycetes; Hypocreales; Clavicipitaceae
Source: the annotation of a GenBank genome assembly